Molecule: messenger RNA, 2096 nt
Organism: Helicoverpa armigera (cotton bollworm)
Lineage: Eukaryota; Metazoa; Arthropoda; Insecta; Lepidoptera; Noctuidae
Product: basic salivary proline-rich protein 4-like
Exons: 2
Coding region: 106-654 (182 amino acids)
Source: RefSeq, a predicted model, not a curated record
ACAUGCUCAUAUUCUACAACAUUGUCGAUCGCAAGUAGACGUUAUACUGGUGUACAAGAAAAAUCAUUUAUAAAUUAAGUAUAGUUUUAAGUAAAUAGAAUAAAAAUGGCGAGGUGUUUUGUCAUAGCUCUGUGUGUCUGUUCGCUAAUAACUAUUGUUUACUGUGCACCCGGAUACGAAAAUAGAGGCAAGAGAUCACCAGGACCACCUCCUAAUAGAGGACCGCCUGCAAAUCGUGGGCCCCCAGCUAACAGAGGCCCACCUGACAACAGGGGACCACCGGACAAUAGGGGCCCGCCUAAUAAUAGAGGCCCUCCUAACAACAGAGGUCCUCCCAAUAACAGAGGCCCGCCGAAUAAAGGACCACAGCAAGGUGGUGACACAUAUGACCAAAAUUCUUAUAACGAUGGCAAUGGAGGCAAUCGUCCAACGAAUGCACCUAACACAAACAACAAUGCCAUACCAAAUAAUGAUAAUAAGGUAGAAGCAGACAAAACACAAACAGAUAAAAAUAAGCAAGAGAUUGUUGAAGUUUUACAAGAAUUUUUCGGUGACCGUUAUCAGAAUACACCGGUGACUGAGAAAGUCACUCAGCGACCGGUUCAGGGCGGUUACCCAGUGUUUCAAGCUGUGGCUGUUACUCCAGAAGAGUGAUUAUAUCAAGAACUCCUUACAUCAUUAUCGUCAUCAGCACAUAUUAUUGGUACUGGCCAGGAUUUGUAGAUUAAAAGACUUAUAACAAAAAGAAAAAAAAAUAUUAGCACUCUAUUAAAUAUUGCUCAAAGUGUGCCAUUGACUGUUAAGCCACCUUAUAUUCACAAAUUCACACUUUUACAGUUGACUGCCCUAGAAAUGAGAAAUAAGCACUGAUUAGGGUAAUAGGCAGCUACUGUUAUUUAUGUACUUUAAGUGUGACUCAUAAUCAUCUUCAAUACACAUCGACAAGCUUAUAAUCACUGCUUCUACUUAGUCGUAGUUAUGUAAUCAUUUAAAUUAUGUACCUUAAGUAUAGGAAAAGAAAGAUUGGUUAAUGUUUGCCAUACUAAACUGAAGAAGACUAAAUUAGUGCUGUGUUCUAGUAUAAAAAUAUUGAAAUGUUGUAGGUAAACUUUUAAAAUCAGGUCCUAAAUGAUACUGUGAAGCGAAAGCGGAGAAAAAUAACAGCCAACACUUCAAAGUUAAUUUUUAAUGUAAUAGUUUUACAACAAUGUCACUUUUUGCUCAAAUAUAAAGUAAGUUAAGAAAUGCAAAGGUUUUUCAUUUUACAAGUAACAUACAAAGUUAAACAAAAGAACAAACUGAUACUCAAUCAAACAAUAAAAAGCUUCUAAAUCUUAACACUGGAAAAAUCUAAACACACUUACUCGAAACUAUAACUUUAACAGAACUUGUAAUAAGUAUAGUUCGCAAUCAAACCAUAACUCCACACAAAUUGAUUACAAUAUAAUUUUCACAUUAAUUGGGAUCAUGCUGUCAGAUUUGUAUUCGAGAAUAUUAUCACUUAAAUGUAAACUUUUCAAUAUUUUCAUUAAUAGGUGGGUUUGCAUCUUCCGUCUGCGGUACGCAUGUAGCCAGGGAUACACCCUCCCGCAAAGUUUUCCCGGCCAUCCUUACCUUCUGUGGUUGUAUUCACGGCACCACUUUGUGGCGUGGUUGUACUGGUGGUAGGAGCUGUAGUCACUUCUGCCUGCUGCCUAGCUACUGUUGCUGCCAAAUCUUCCUUCGGUUCUUCCUCAACAAAGUGUAUGGACUCAUCUGUAUUCCCUUGUUGUACGUUGUCAUUCGGGUGCAAUGCGUUAUGAACAUCUUCUCUCACUUUCUGUACUGAUUGGUGAACAGAAUUAUGGAUGCGACCGAAUAAAUUCGACAAUGGCCCAUCCGCGUUCGUAAAUGGCAGUGUUAAAAUAACACAAAAUAAAAUAGAAAUUGUUAAUUUCAUUUUGUGAAAUGAUCUUGUUCGUGUCACUUCUUGUUAAUAUUUUCUCUUGACUGAAGUCCCGAGUGCGACUUCAGUAUAUAAGAUAACUUAUUGACCUUUUAAAAAUUAUCUUCAUUAUAUUCCGAGAACUGAUAUAAUUCCUAUAUGUGAAUAUCUC